GGAAUAAGGGUGGGGAAACCGUGCCGGUGUGUUAGCAGGGAACAUGACAGACUCGGCGAAUGGAGCGACACCAGAGCCGGUGGACGGAAUCAAGCGGCCUCAGUUCGGUACUCGGUUCCUCACAGACCCGCGGGAAGUGUUUCAGCACAACGCCUGGGAUAACGUUCAGUGGUCUGAAGAGCAGGAAAAUGCUGCCCGGAGAAAAGUGCAGGAGAACAGUGAACCUCUUCCAGCAGAGAAACAAGAUGAUUUUGAGAAUAGAGCCAAUGAGUACUGGAACGACUUCUACGGCAUCCACGAGAACCGCUUCUUUAAAGAUCGCCACUGGCUCUUCACUGAGUUCCCCGAGCUCGGCCCUCAGCGUUCCCAGAGUACAGGAGGAGAAGCGGCGUCUGAUGAGGAUCUCGUCCAGACCACGGUGAAGCUGGAACUGAAUGGUGAAGAGACACAAUCUGCUGUCAACAAAGAAGCAGCAGCGUUUCCCGGAGCUUCAGCCUCCUACCGCAUUCUGGAGGUAGGCUGUGGAGUUGGCAAUACAGUCUUUCCCAUUCUCAAGACAAACAAUGAUCCAGGUCUUUUUGUGUACUGCUGCGAUUUCUCCAGCACAGCUAUUGACCUCGUCAAGUCGAACCCGGAGUACAACCCAUUCCGAUGUCACGCCUUUGUCCACGACCUGAGCGACGUCACAGCUGCCUAUCCAGUGCCAGAGCAGAGCCUCGAUGUCAUUGUUCUCAUAUUUGUCCUCUCUGCUCUCCACCCUGAAAAGAUGCAAAGCUCCAUUAGUAAGCUGGCUAGUUUGCUCAAACCCGGUGGAGUUUUGUUACUGCGGGACUAUGGACGCUACGACUUGGCCCAGCUUCGCUUCAAAAAGGGGAGGUGUUUAUCUGAAAAUUUCUAUGUCAGAGGAGACGGAACACGGGUCUAUUUUUUCACCCAAGAAGAGCUACAUGAUAUGUUCUGUGAAGCUGGUCUUGAGAAGGUGCAGAAUUUGGUGGACAGGAGACUGCAGGUGAACCGGGGGAAACAGCUGACCAUGUACAGAGUCUGGGUGCAGUGUAAAUACCGCAAAAACACAAAGCCUCUGCAACCUGCACCGCGGGACUGAGACAGGAAAAGCAGGGAAAUCCACAGAAAACGAAUAGACACUGGGUGGAGAGAUGGAGCUUUUGAUUUAUAAGUGAUGAGAAAUUUGAACAUGUUGGAAAUGCUUUUAAAUGUUUUUAAACAUUUAUAUUGUAAAAAAUUAAAGAUGACCUGUUUUAGUAAA
Molecule: messenger RNA, 1267 nt
Organism: Silurus meridionalis
Lineage: Eukaryota; Metazoa; Chordata; Actinopteri; Siluriformes; Siluridae
Gene: mettl2a
Product: methyltransferase 2A, methylcytidine
Exons: 9
Coding region: 44-1105 (353 amino acids)
Molecular function (GO): tRNA (cytidine-N3)-methyltransferase activity
Source: RefSeq, a predicted model, not a curated record